CCAUUUCUUAUAUUCUCGUUUUUCAUUGGCUCCUAAUUUUACUCAUAUAAAGCGGGGGAUUAGUUUCGGAGGAAAAUGGGUUCCUGAUUGAGAGCACUAAAUUUUGGGUUGAGAGAUGUUGAGGCAAUGGUCAUGGGGCAGGGAGGUUUGAGGAACGUGCACUAGAGAUGACAGAAAUGGCAAAGAAGACAGAGAUGGGAUAGAUGCCACAGGCACGGGCCCAAUGACUUAAAGAGAUAAGUGCAGCUUGUACAGAGUGGCAGCAGACGCACCAGGUAUGAGGAAAGCCUGGGGACCAGGGCGGUGGCCGAGGAUGCCCCCUCGACGCAUUAUUUCCUCCCUGUCGCAAGAGGGCGCUGCGUCCAGGCACUGAGAGGACGAAAGAGGAGAACGCGGGGAGCAGCAAGUCCGCGUUAAGCGCUAACGCAUGCGCAUAGCUAACCGCACCCGCCUCAGCUUCCCUUUCUUAGCCAGAGGCGCCGGUUGGACUCACGGGAGGGGCAUGAUGGUGGUAGGUACAGGCACCUCGCUGGCGCUUUCCUCCCUCCUGUCCCUGCUGCUCUUCGCUGGGAUGCAGAUGUACAGCCGUCAGCUGGCCUCCACCGAGUGGCUCACCAUCCAGGGCGGCCUGCUUGGCUCGGGUCUCUUCGUGUUCUCGCUCACUGCCUUCAAUAAUCUGGAGAAUCUUGUUUUUGGCAAAGGAUUCCAAGCAAAGAUCUUCCCUGAGAUUCUCCUGUGCCUCCUGUUGGCUCUCUUUGCAUCUGGUCUCAUCCACCGAGUCUGUGUCACCACCUGCUUCAUCUUCUCCAUGGUUGGUCUGUACUACAUCAACAAGAUCUCCUCCACCCUGUACCAGGCAGCAGCUCCAGUCCUCACACCAGCCAAGGUCACAGGCAAGAGCAAGAAGAGAAAUUGACCCUGAAUGUUCAAUAAAGUAGAUUCUUUGUA
This is a messenger RNA of Macaca mulatta (Rhesus monkey), 948 nucleotides long. RefSeq names its product keratinocyte associated protein 2 (gene KRTCAP2). Gene Ontology annotation, biological process: protein N-linked glycosylation. Lineage: Eukaryota; Metazoa; Chordata; Mammalia; Primates; Cercopithecidae. The record is from RefSeq and is a predicted model, not a curated record.